AUGCCCAGGCUUCAGACGUACCAGCCCUUCUUGAACCUCUGGCGAUGCUAUGCGCUCCGACAUGGCCUGGCUUUCAUAUUGGAGACUGAUGACACAGAGGUGCGACCUCCGCAUCACCGAGCUCCAAACUGGUUGCGAUGGUUCACAGCCAAGAAAUACCUCGGCUACUACAAGGCACUAUUGGUUGUAGAUCCUGACCAAGUCGUGGUACCAGAAUGUUGGAACGUGUCGAUUCCUGCAGUGCUCGGAGCAUGGGCAGGUGGCAUUUACAGUGCCCCCGAUGUGGCAACUCGCGAUUUCGGUCGACCGCAGACUUUGAACAACGGAGUCGUCUUGAUUCGCUCAUCAGAUCGCGGACACUUCUUCUUGGACCUUCUGUUGGAGAAGGCUUCCUGGAUGCAGAACAUUGAAAAAGACCAGGGAGCCUUUGAUGAGACAGUGCUGGAAGUCCUUGGGAUGGAGGCAACAGCCCGUGGUGAGGAAGGUUAUGAUUCUGAAUGUGCGCAAUAUGUGUGGCCCAACGCGAAGGGCAACCAUGAGAUAGCGCUCUAUGCACUCUGCUGGUGGCGUACCAGUGAGCGGCUCGCGGUCUGCUGCCCAGGGAUGUCAUUGCAGUAUCAUUUUGCUAACAUUGCUAACAGAGUAAUAUAG
Symbiodinium pilosum is the source of this 651-nucleotide messenger RNA. The record is from the annotation of a GenBank genome assembly. NCBI's taxonomy places the organism in Eukaryota, Dinophyceae, Suessiales, Symbiodiniaceae.